CCUUUACCACAAGCAUUGCCGAUCUACUCUAUAACCUGUUUAAUGUUUCGGAGUUAUUCCACUCAGUUAUUUUCAAAAUUUUUUUCAUUAACAGUAACUUCUCGUUGGGUAUCCAAAAUGCCGAAUAUUAAAAUAGGAACGCACAGUGGAUGUUUCCAUUGUGAUGAGGCUUUAGCCUGUUUUAUGUUAAAGCAGCUGCCAGCUUAUAGUGAUGCCAGCAUUGUUAGAUCCAGGGAGAAAGAAAUUUUGGAUGGUUGUGAUAUUGUCGUGGAUGUGGGAGGUGAAUAUGAUCCGAAUAAACACCGGUAUGACCAUCACAUGAGGGAAUUCACAGAUACUGUUCAAUCAGUCAUGAAGAGGGAUGAUUGUAAUUGGGAUAUUAAAUUGAGCAGUGCCGGCCUGAUUUACUGUCAUUUUGGUCACCAAGUCAUUCGACAGAUGGUCCCUGAAAUUCUUGAUGACGAUGAUAUUCAUAAUAUAUUCAAGCAUGUUUACAAUUCUUUGAUAAAAGAAGUCGAUGCUAUUGAUAAUGGAGUGCCCAUGUUCGAUGGUGAACCCAAGUACUAUAUCACCACGAACCUGGGGGCAAGAGUGUCUAGGCUCAAUCCCAGUUGGAAUUCAGUUGGUCUGGAACCCGAUGUGCAAUUUUCCAAGGCCAUGGAACUCUGUGGAGAGGAAUUCAAGUAUCAUGUUAAUUAUGCUGCCAGUGUGUGGCUUCCAGCGAGAGCGAUUGUCAAACAAACUGUCGAAAAUAGAUUUCAGGUUGAUCCCAGUGGAGAAAUCCUAGAGCUUCCUAAAGCUGUGCCAUGGAAAGACAUUUAUUUCGAGCUGGAGAAAACUUCACCCAUUGACCCACUCCCCAAAUAUGUUAUUUUUCAAGACAACAGUUGGCGAGUGCAGGCUAUACCUGUCGGUCUCGGAAGCUUCAUCUGUCGACUUUUUUUGCCUGAAGCCUGGGCAGGUCUGAGGGACGAUGAAUUAAGUAAAGUAUCAGGAAUUGAGGAUUGUGUUUUUGUCCACUCGGUGCGAUUUAUCGGAGCGAACAAGACCAGAGCAGGGGCUCUGGCAAUGGCAAGGAAAGCUCUACAAAUAGGAAAAUGUCAAUCCAGCGAGUAGAUGAAUUUUAAACAAUUGUCACCUGUCUGAUUGCUUCAAGCAAAUAAAUCAAUAUUUUUCAAAAAAAAA
This is a messenger RNA of Fopius arisanus, 1185 nucleotides long. Its product is annotated as UPF0160 protein C27H6.8. Lineage: Eukaryota; Metazoa; Arthropoda; Insecta; Hymenoptera; Braconidae. Gene Ontology annotation, cellular component: nucleus; cytoplasm. The coding region runs from base 43 to 1116 and encodes 357 amino acids. The transcript is spliced from 4 exons. The record is from RefSeq and is a predicted model, not a curated record.